GGGACCGGGAGCCGUGCAAAGGGGGUGCGUGUGCGAGACCGGGGAGGGCGUACGGACGGGUGGGGUGCCCCAAACAGCCCUGUGAGGGUGUGAAAAAGGAUCAAGGUGGGCCUGGGCGCCUAUGAGGGCCUUUUCGGGUGGUGUGGGGUUGGAGCCCGGCUGAAGGGUGCAAGCGGACCCGUGGGUGAAGCAGCUGGGGUGCUGUCAACGCUUUUGGCUUCCCCUGGGGCUCCCCACGUGGGUUGUCGUGUGUGGGACUUCACCUGGGCAUGGGGUGGCCCUUUGUCUGUCCCCAAUUCUCCUGUGCUCGGUGGCCUCCUUCCCACCUCAGUUUGUCACCCUGAGCAGCCCCCAACUCCCCCAUGGCUGCUCUGACCCCACCUGGGUCCUUCCCGCCACGGCAUUGUCCCAUCCCGGCGGGGGAUACGCCGGCUGCCUCCACUGCGGCUUCUCAUCGCCAUCUCCGCACCCCUCUGCCUCUGCGGGGAGGCUUCUGGAGGGAUCAAAAGCACCACAUCCUCUCGCCGCUGUCUGCGGGAGAUGGCAUCUCAACCGUCACUGCGCCACCUCCCUCGAGGCGAGGAGGAGGAGGAGGAAAGGUAAAUCAGUGGCUGCUGCAAACGUGGAUGACAGAGCCGAGCAAGAGGCAGCAGCCAUAGAGGUUUGUGGUGGAUAAUGGGAGAAACUUCCUUACCUGGCUGUUCGGCUGGAAAAAGCCGUAGGUGACCUGGGUUGAUGCUGGACCUGCUUCGGGAGCAGGGACCCCCCCCCCGAGGCGCUGUCCCCUCUGCGAUGACAUCGGGGUCAGCCCCGGGGCCAUGGUGGGGCUCCAGUUUUGGAGGUACCCAAGGUCUGCACGUCACCAUCAGGACCCAGCGUCUUCUGGUUUCUUCCUUCUCUGCCAAAUGGUCGACUGCCCCAUCUGCAAACACCAGUGUCACCUGAAGGAUGUUGUGGAGAACUACUUUCUGAGGGACAGUGGGGCCGAGGCGCCUGCCACCAGCCAGGGGUCGACUCAGUGCUGCACGAGCUGCGAGGACAACGCGCUGGCCACCAGCUACUGCGUGGAGUGCUCGGAGCCGCUCUGCGAGACCUGCGUGGAGGCCCACCAGCGGGUCAAGUACACUAAGGACCACACGGUCCGGGCCACAGGCAGCGGCAAGGCGAAGGAGGGAGAGCGCGCCGUGUACUGCUCCGUGCACAAGCACGAGCCGCUGGUGCUCUUCUGCGACACGUGCGACACGCUCACCUGCCGCGACUGCCAGCUCAACGCGCACAAGGACCACCAGUACCAGUUUCUGGAGGACGCGGUGAGGAACCAGCGCAAGAUGCUGGCGACGCUGGUGAAGCGCCUGGGCGACAAACACGCCAGCCUGCAGCGCUCCACCAAGGAAGUGCGCAGCUUCAUCCGCCAGGUGACGGACGUGCAGAAGCGGGUGCAGGUGGACGUGAAGAUGGCCAUCCUCCAGAUCAUGAAGGAGCUUAACAAGCGUGGCAAGGUGUUGGUGAGCGACGCCCAGCGGGUGACGGAGGGGCAGCAGGAGAAGCUCGAGCGGCAGCACUGGGCCAUGACCAAGCUGCAGCGGCACCAGGAGCACAUCCUCCGCUUCGCCUCCUGGGCCCUGGAGAGCGACAACAGCACCGCUCUGCUGCUCUCCAAGAAGUUGAUCUACUUUCAGCUCCACCGUGCCCUGAAGACAAUCGUGGACCCCGUGGAGCUGCAGGGUGACAUGAAGUUCCAGUGGGACCUCAACGCCUGGACCAAGAGCGCCGAGAGCUUUGGCACCAUCAUCUCGGAAUGGAGCCUCCCACCGCCACCCCUCAGCCCCCAGCCGCCGGCUGCCAGCCCCCAUGGGGACUGCAGUGGCUCCAGCCCCACUGCAGGUGCCUCACAGGGCCCCCUGCAAGCCACGGUGGUGAGCAAAGGGCAAUGCGCCCCCGUUCCCCUCCUGCAGUCCCCAGUGAGACCCCAGAUUGGGGCUGGGGAGGGCCGGGGGACCUCCGGUGUCCCACAGAGCAGUGAGGGAGGGCUGGGGAUGCCCAUCCUGCCUCAGUUUCCCCUGGAGGCCGAGGGGCUGGGCUGCCCCGACCUGUCCCCCCCCCACCUUUACCCACAGACGGCCGAGAGCCCUGGGGACGCAGCUGUAGGUGCUGAGCUCGCAGCCAAUGGCCCCCCCGAAGCUGCUGUCACAGGAGUGAAGAGGAGAAAACAUAGUCCUCCUGGGGAUGACGAGAAGUUCGUUAAGAAGCUGCUUGUUAAGCGGAGCCGCCCCCCCGCAGGCCCAGUGAGCACCCUCCUCCGCAAGGUGCCGCGGGUCAGCCUGGAGCGGCUGGACCUGGAUCUGUCGGGGGUGGCGCAGCCCCCCGUCUUCCGCGUCUUCCCCGGCACCUCGGCCGAGGACUUCAGCCUCAUCAUCAUCGAGCGGGGGGCGCAGCCGCAGCCCCCCAUCCCCCUCACUGUCAAGGAGGAGGAGCACGAGGCGGCUAUCGGGGACACUCAGGAUACCAAGCCCGUGGGGCUGCUUCCUGAGUACCCCGGGGUGCCGGGACCCCCCAGAUCCUUGCUGGGGCUGGGAUCUGUUCCUCUGGGAGCCGGCCCCGGCGUCUCCUGUUGCCGCGUCUGCUGCCAGGCCGGUGCUGUGGUGAUGUGCGACUGUUGCGAGCACUGUUACCACCUCGACUGUCACCUCCCCACCCUCCAGGAGGUCCCCAGCCCCGAGUGGAGGUGUCUGCUCUGCCAGGACCUGCCACCCCCCAGCGAGGACCUCGCCCACAGCUUUGAGGAGGGGCAACCCCACAAACUCUGCCCCCUGGAUCAGCAGAAAUGUGAGUAUGUGCUGCUGGAGCUGCUCUGCCACGAGCCCUGCCGGCCCCUCCACCGCCUCUCCAGCUCUCCAGACGGCCACGACGCCAUUGACCUGACCCUCAUCCGCGCCAAGCUGCAGGAGAAGCUCACCCCCCACUACCGUUGCCCCGAGGAGUUCGCCCACGACGUCUGGAGGAUGAUCCAGCAGUUCAACCGCCUCACCGAGGACAAGGCGGACGUUCAGUCCAUCCUGGAUUUGCAGCGGUUCUUCGAAGCUCGGCUCAACGCUGCCUUUGGCGACCGCAAGUUCUCCUCCGCCCUCUUCCUCGAGCCCGUCAUCCCUCUGGAUGAGGCCGAAGGCUCGCCAGCCCCCCCCGCCGGCCCCCUGGGACCCUGAUGCCCACCCUUGGCGGGGGGGGAUAGUGGGGCUGGAUCCUGUCCUGGUGCCCCCAGGGACCAUGAGGAGGGAUGUGGGGGUGUCGCUGCCCGCCCCCCCCCCCCCCACCCCGGACUGUCCUUGUCUGUGUCUUCUGGAGAAAUAAAGCCAUGCUCACGGCCUUGUGGAGCUCCUCCCUCA
Phalacrocorax carbo (great cormorant) is the source of this 3383-nucleotide messenger RNA. NCBI's taxonomy places the organism in Eukaryota, Metazoa, Chordata, Aves, Suliformes, Phalacrocoracidae. The record is from RefSeq and is a predicted model, not a curated record.